Messenger RNA from Momordica charantia (bitter melon), 2108 nucleotides. RefSeq lists its product as uncharacterized. The record is from RefSeq and is a predicted model, not a curated record. Lineage: Eukaryota; Viridiplantae; Streptophyta; Magnoliopsida; Cucurbitales; Cucurbitaceae.
UGAAGCUUUUUAAACAAAAGAUCUGGUCAAAUCAUAAUUUAAUAAUUUCGUAAUCCACAAAAGUUACAGCGACACCACGUAACUGACAAAAAAAAUGUACGGCUCAGAUCUCAGUAGUUUGGCCCAUCAAGGCCACGUGAUAAGGGUCAGAAACUCCCCCACCACCUCAUUAAACCAAUUAUCAAAUCUCAGCUCUUCUGGGCAACUGACACGACUCCUAAUCUCUACCGUCCACGUGUCAAUCGUAGUUUCAAUCCUCUGCUAGUAACCGUUAGGACAACCGUGUGCUGCCGCAGGAGGCUCUGUUUCCCUCUCGCUCUUUCGAGCAUUACUAAAUAAUGUUUUCCCCUAAAGAUUCCACAGCGAGGAGAUGGGUUGAAAUUCCAUCAAUUCCCAUGAAAUUUUUUUAUUUCUUUAAUUCAAUUUUUUACCAUAUUUUCCAUCAAAUUGGGUCGCCAUAAGGCGUCAAUCCAUGCAUUUUUUUUAUUCCUCCAAUGGGAUCUUGAACUUUAUCUUCAAACUUCAUCUCAGCUACUUCCCAAACUUCCAUGGCUUUUUGACGAAUCGUUUUCUCUCUAUUUGCUUUCUUUGGCUAUACAAACCCAUCUGACAUUCUUGCCAUUUGAAGCUUUACACUAUUUGUGAAGCUUCAAAUUUCCGUGCGCUUUUUCCUCUGUUACAUUCGUUCUCGAAACUUUUUUUCACCCCAAGAAGAAAGAAAGAAGUGGAGCUCAAGUCAGAGAUCCAUGGCGGAUGGAAACUUAGAUCUAUACAAUAGAUCCGAAUUUGCGCAGAUUUUUCAGAGUUUUGGCGUUGAAUCUUCACUUGAUUUGAUUUAGAAGUUCACUUGAAGCUCAGUUACCGGAGUGAAGUUGAAAUCGAAAGUGGAGCUGAAAACUGAAGGAUAUGAUGAGGCCUGUGGAGGAUAAAAGCUGCUAUAAUCACGAACCGAUUCGAGAUUUAUCGAGCAGUGCGAUAAGUUUCGAGUUUCAGAAAGGGAAUGGAGGCAAACGAGCUUCGCAUCACCGUACGGCGUUAGGAAAACCAACGCCAUCGAAAUGGGACGACGCGCAAAAAUGGCUGGUUGGAUUUUCAAAGGGAGGGGAAAAUAAUCAAUCGAAAACCACACCGAGAAACUCGAAUGCGGAUGAUUUGAGGCUUAUAGCUCCUGUGCCACAGAAGGAGCAUGAUUAUUCGAGCAACGAUGAAGAAGAACUACAACAACAGCAGCAAAAUGGAUGCUCUGUUUCUGCAAUGGCGAAUCAGUACGAAGCAGAGACGAAGAGAGUCGAUUGUCGCGAUUCAAUUUGGCGAAUCAAUAAACAGAAGGAGAAUCCCGCAACGGCGGUGAGGUCCAUAUGCGUGAGAGACAUGGGGACGGAGAUGACUCCGAUUGCGAGUCAAGAGCCAUCGAGGACGGCGACGCCGAUUCGAGCCACGACGCCGGCGGCGCGUAGCCCUAUAUCGUCUGGAUCGUCAACUCCGGCGAGGUACGAUCAGGCGAAGCAAGCUACUGAAAGCUCUCAAUCGAGGAUUCAGUUCAAUGAUGGCAGAGUAGAAUCGAACUCGAAUCGAUGUGGUGAAGAAUCAAACGCCGUCAAAAUAGGUGAGAACGAUCGAGAUUCUUCUGAUCAAGCGAAAAAGAUGAACUCGCUAGAAACUAGGGCAAUGGCUUGGGACGAAGCGGAACGAGCCAAAUACAUGGCCAGAUUUAAGCGAGAAGAAAUGAAGAUAGAAGCGUGGGAAAAUCAGGAGAAGAGAAAAGCGGAGAUGGAAACGAAGAAAGUAGAGGCUCGAGCGGAGAGGAUGAAGGCUCGAGCGCAGGAGAAGAUGAGGAACAAGGUCGCGGCAACCAGAAGAAUGGCGGAAGAGAAGCGAGCAAAUGCAGAGGCCAAACUCAACGAGAAAGCCGUAAUCACUUCGGAGAAAGCCGAUUAUGUAAGGAGGACUGGUCAUUUGCCUUCUUCGUUCUCCUUCUCCUUCAAGUUCCCUUCCCCCUGCUGGUAGUACUCGCCUUUUUUUUUUUUUAAAUGGAAUGUUGCAAUGUAAUGUAUUUUUUGGUGAAGGGAUUUUCGAUAUAAUAAUAAUAUGAUGUGGACUUUUCUUUA